Symbiodinium necroappetens is the source of this 389-nucleotide messenger RNA. Lineage: Eukaryota; Dinophyceae; Suessiales; Symbiodiniaceae. The record is from the annotation of a GenBank genome assembly.
GUUGGUCCCGUCGCCCGGUCAGUUCGUCCGUUCAGACCAGGAUAUCGACGAGGUUGGUCCGGCCACCCGGUCAGUUCGUCCGUUCAGACCGGGAAAGAUCAGGUUGACCCCGUCAGUUCGUGCGUUGAGAUCGGGAACCCGUUCAAUUCGCCCGGUCACCCGUUCAGGUUGGUCCGGUCACUCGGUCAUUUUGUCCGUUCACACCGAAAAUCGACCGGGCCCGGUUGUUGGUCCGGUCGCCGGUCAGUUUGUCCGUUCAGACCGGGGAAUCGACCAGGCCCGGCUGACCAGGUUGGUCCGGUCGCCCGGUCAGUUCGUCCGUUCAGACCGGGGAAUCGAACAGGCCCGGUUGACCGGGUCCGGUCGGCCCGGUCACCCGGUCACGUUCA